Erpetoichthys calabaricus (reedfish) is the source of this 3529-nucleotide messenger RNA. RefSeq names its product indoleamine 2,3-dioxygenase 1 (gene ido1). Bases 209 to 1444 code for a protein of 411 amino acids. NCBI's taxonomy places the organism in Eukaryota, Metazoa, Chordata, Cladistia, Polypteriformes, Polypteridae. Gene Ontology annotation, biological process: 'de novo' NAD+ biosynthetic process from L-tryptophan. The record is from RefSeq and is a predicted model, not a curated record. Gene Ontology annotation, cellular component: cytoplasm. Gene Ontology annotation, molecular function: heme binding; L-tryptophan 2,3-dioxygenase activity; metal ion binding. The transcript is spliced from 12 exons.
AAAAAAAUCAAUACCAGCAGGAAGAAAACAGCUGAGCUGAAGCAAGCAUUUUAGUGUUCUGUACUGCUCUAAGAAGAACUAUGAAAAUACACUGAAACGCAAGGGUCACAGGCUGUCUGGCCUAUACUGGUAGUGUUCGCUGCAAGAAACUUGAUUUGAAAAGUUGAAACUGCAGUAAGGUAGUUUUCCAGUUCUUUCAAAGGAAACAAUGGCAAGCAGUAUGAGUGAAACCAGCCGGGUUUUUGAUAUGGACCAUUACCAUGUUACAGAGGAUCACGGAUUUAUUCUGCCGGAGCCUCUGACAAACCUAUCUGAAUAUUACCAGCCCUGGAUGGAGAUUGCUAAUAAGAUUCCAUUCUUGAUCAAGACACAUUCACUACGGGAGGAAGUGAAUAAAAUGCCACUCUUAGACACAAAGUACCUGAAUGGGUAUAAAGAGCAGAGGCUGGCACAUUUGUCUUUAAGCUUUAUUACAAUGGGCUAUGUAUGGCAGGAAGGGGAGCAGGGAUCCAUCAAGGCUUUGCCUCAAAAUCUUGCCAUCCCUUUCUGGAAUGUGUCUCAGUGUCUUGGACUUCCAGCCAUCUUGGUACACGGAGACAGUGCUUUGGCAAACUGGAAAAAGAAGGACCCUAAUGGUCCGUUUGAACUUGAGAAUCUGGAUGUGAUUUUCUCUUUUCCGGGAGAAGACAGUGCAAAAGGCUUCUUUCUUGUGACUCUGCUGGUCGAAAUGGCCGCAGUCCCGGGGAUUAAGGCAGCGGUGACAUCCAUAAAUGCGAUGAUUCAGAAAGAUGACAGGAAGCUGCACCAGGCGCUUCAGGAUAUUGCAGACUCCAUCGAGUGCAUGGUCACGGCUCUUAAAAUGAUGCAAGGAAAUGUUGAUCCACAAGUGUUUUAUGGAGUUAUUCGGAUCUUUCUGUCAGGCUGGAAGGAUAAUCCUUCUAUGCCAGAUGGCUUGGUGUACGAAGGAGUUCAUGAAGACCCAAAACAAUUCUCUGGAGGAAGUGCAGCCCAGAGUUCAGUGCUUCAUUGCUUUGAUGCCCUUCUGGGAGUCUCUCACAGUGGAGAAAGUGGGAAUUUUUUGAAUAGGAUGCAGGAUUACAUGCCACCAUCUCACAGACAGCUAAUACAGGAUAUUGCCUCCAGCCCAUCUUUACAACAAUAUAUUGUGGACAGCAGGAAACCAAAACUUCAAGAGGCCUUCAACAACUGUGUUUCCCAACUUGUAAAGCUAAGGAACCAGCAUAUUAUAAUAGUGAGCAAUUUCAUACUUGUACCAGCAGCUAAAGCUCGUGACAUAAGGAAGAAGGGCAUCAGUAAUGAUGAGAUCCUGUUGAAGGCCCCUUCUGCUUUAGAGGAAAGGGGAACAGGAGGUUCAGGAAUAAUGAGCUUUUUAAAAAGUGUCAGAGAUACAACAAAGGUGGUAUGUGUACCGUCUGCCCACUAGAGCCAAGAAAGAGUCCAGGGGCAUUGGGCAUUCAAUUCUAGAAAUUCAGGUACAGGAGUAAAGACUUUGUUCUACUGAAUAAUUUUUAAUGUCAAUAAGGAACUUUGGCUGUAACAUAACAUGGCUUAUUUCUUCUCUCUUAUUUAAAUGUUGUAAUGAAACAUUCCAUGAAAUUAAUUUCAUUCCUACAGCACACUCCUCUUCUGCAGCUGCCAAUUCAAGAUAUUUAAAGUAAGCUUCAGCACAAGAGAAUGUGAUUAAAAAUUACUUAAGUAAGCUGUUGAGUUCUUUUGAACAAGAACACGUCCAAAUGGACUUGAAAUAUACAUUUUUAUCAAUAGACAAAUUAGUUUUUUUUUUGAUAUUCAGAAAUUCAGUUGGACUUAGUAAUCAAAUUAAACUCAAAAAUCAUAACUGAACUAAGCCCCAAUUAUUCUUUGAUUCUGAUUUACUCUAGUAUAAGACUUUGUCAGGUCAUUCUCUUGAUUUUAUCCCAAGCGUGACAACAUUUAUUAUAGGAGUAGACUGAAGAUGCUUCAUCAUCAUCAUCAUCGGUACACAUGACUAGUAAAAGGUACCUUUACCAAAAACAACAUGGCAGAACGCAUUUAAAAAAAAAAUGCUGAAAAUGGUGGUGUCCACAGAAAAGAGCAAACAAAAUGGUGACACAAUGAUGCCACAAAUAUAAAGCUAAAAAAUUAAUAACGACACAAAUAAUUAUCUGGCAUUUGGCAUAAUAUUUUUAAAAAAUAUUCCACCCAAAAAUGAUUUUUAAAAAAUGUUUUUUAUGCCAUGUGGUUUAUAGUGAUGGCCAAGAAAAAAAUUGGAAUCUUGUGUUUUCAUGCGUAAUGGAGCUAACAAAGUUAUUUCUUUAAUGGAAGUGGAUGGUGUCCAGCAUUAAACAUGAACAAACAAUAUUAAAAUGUCUACAAAAAAUCUACAUGUUACAGGUAAGCAGGAAUGGUGCAUUCUCAUAAUUCUGUGCUUUUGAAUUGAAGACAGGAGUCUUGACCAAUGAAUGAGGGGGAGAGGCAGGUCUUCAAUGCAAAAGCAUAAAAUUAUGGGAAUGCACCUUUCCGGUUUACCUUCUACAUUGAUUUUUCAAGAAGUAUUAAUAAUUUAUUAAAAAUAUUUGCAUGUUUUGAGCAUUUUACUGGGUAACAAAUAUAUGAAUUAUGCGACACAAGUAACAAGAAUUUUUUCCUUUUUUUCCAUGGACAUUUUUCACAUUGUUUACAGUUGAACAGAACAGGUCACCAUUACAGUCCAUUAUAUCAUAAACUGUUUUCCCUCAUCCUGCAAUAAAACAUGAGAUUCAUGUUUUUCUUCAGCCAUCACUACAAUUGGGGUAACAUACACAAAAAUAUCAUGUUUGGGUGGAGUACUCCUUUAAAGAAAAAUAAAUAUCAUUCUGUGAAAUUUCAAACAGAACAAUAUGUUACAGUAUUCUUAUUUUUAUCUUCAACAAAAUGAAAAUUUCUCAUUACAGGCAAAGUAUAUGUCCAAGAUACAGGCAAGUGCCGACUACCACAUUACUAUGCACGUGCAAAGACCAAAAGCUUUCUCUAGUUAAGAACAGAUAUGCUUAUCCAUAGCAAAAGUUCAACAUUAAUUCUAUUAUGUCAAUGUUCAUAUUACAAAUGUAAAAGAAAGAAAUUAACAUAAUAAAACAACAUUAUACAAGUGGUUGACACAGCAGCAUUGGUAUUCAUUCAUGUGAGAAAAAAAUUAUUUGUUUUUGCCAAGCAGAAAACAGAUGCCUGUCAUUGUUUGAUGGUGAAGUAAGUCUUUCAUUUUCUUUACUUAUGAAGGAGAGCAGCUUUGAAUCAAAUUGCUGGCAACAGGAAUUCCAAGGUCAGAGCACAAUUUUAUAUUUGGGAUUGACAAGCCAAUGGACCAUGCAAGAUAUUUUAUUCAUUUAUAUUUCUUAUUUUGAAUACAAUAUGAGAUCUAAUAUACCAGACUGUACAAUAGUUAGUGUGUUCAGUAUUUCCCAACCUAUGCUCUUGUUUCUGUAAAUCUGUUUAUUGAUGGGGAUAGUUUUCUCCUUUCUCUGGCAUUGAAUAAAAACUAAUCAAAAAUGUU